UUACAACCAUAGUCAAAUAUUGACAAUUAUCAACACAUUUUGGGAACCACCGAGGCCUUGAAUUCUCUUAUCAAAUAUUGCUUGCGGAACAUUAUCUCAAAUUCUGUAAUCUGUAAUUCAUGGUAAAAUUUAACAAUUAUUAUACUUGAUGGAACUAUGAUCAAUAUAAUUAUAAAUACGAUCCGCAGAUCCAUGUAAAACUUUUUUAUUUUAAACUUAAGACUACUAUCCGAUGCCCGAUGGUAACAAUUGAUAUUCGAUUCACUUUUAUUUCAUACCAAAAUUGUACAUUGUAUGAAUAAUUUUCGAAACGUUUUUAUAACUGAGUUUGUUUUAUUUGAUAUUUGUUGUCUGUUGCUUAUUAAUACUUUUAACUUUUUAUUACUAAGUAUUGAAUAAAACUAUAUUUAAUGUACUUUAAUGCUCUGAGUAUUUACAUUUUUUGCUAAUAUUAUUCUCAUCAAAAUGUUGCCUUCCAAAGGUUAUUUUAAGUCUCUUGAAUGUCCUUAUUAUACUGGAUCAUUCUGCGAUCGACCGUAUUGUCACUUCAAGCAUAGUAGACAAGACUUUUUGUCUGAUUCAAAAUGUCAAAUUGCUAUUGAAACGGAAAACAAGUCUGUUGUCAGUAUGACUGAUGGACCAAAGGUUAAAUCAAAGUUGCCCGAAGAACCAAGAUUAAAACAAAAGGUAAAGUCUAAAAUUAUUGAAUAUAUACCUCAAUAUAUUAAGCCAAAGAAUUCUGAAUUGGGUGUAAAAUCUUGUACUUAUGGAUCAAAUUCUGAAAUGUGUAAAAUCAACAGUCCUAUACUUGAGUAUAUACCUUCGCGUGUCAAUGAUACAAAUUUAGAUUUUGAACUUGAAAAUUUUAAAAAUAAUAAUGAAUUAAAUGGAAAAGAGCAAACAAAAUCAAUUGACUAUACUGAAGGAAUUUCAGCAACUUAUAAUAUUUGUACAAAACAAAAUAUAGGUAUUUCAGAAUAUAUACCUACCGUUAUUGAAAAACCUUCAGAUAAAACCAAUAAGAUUGAAGAUAAACAUCACCAUGAACACAGGUCAUCUUCAAAACGUAAAAGUGAUUCUUCAAGAAAAUCUUCAAGUAGAUCAAAGAAACCUAAAAGAGAUAAAUCUCCAGAACAUAAAAAGGUUAAAAAUGACCGAGAUAAUGAGAAAAAUUGUGAAAAAAAAAAUUCAAGAGAUAAAAAUAGUGAGAGUAUUAAUCUUGACAGUAUGAAUACAUCUACUAUUUAUUCUGGCCCAAAGUCUUUAAAAGCAGUAGUUAUGGAAAAGGUACAAAAAAAAUUAGUUAAACCUGAUCUUAUAAAAUCUGAUAUCAGUUCAGGUGAUGAAGGAAAUGAUCCAUCAACUUCACUAAUUGAAUCAAGUUUAAAUGAAUUUUUUGGAUCAGAAGAUUCUGAUAGUGAACAAAAAUCAUGUAGUGUUGUAACAGCAAAAGUAAAAAAACGAAUAUCUCAUAUUUCCCCAACAAGCAUAUUCGCUCAAAUUAAUGCAAAAACAGUUAUAAGACCAAAAAGUACAAAGUCACUUCAUGAAAUGGUAGCAAACAGAGUACAAUCUAUUCAAAAUAAUGUUAUUGAAAAACGCCCAACUAUCGCUACAAAAAGUUUAAUUAGUGAUCACAGUUUACCAUUGUUAAAGACUAAAACUCGAAUUGCUCAUCAGUCAAAAAUUGAACCAAGUACUACAAAGUCUCAAUCAUCAAACAAUUCAAGUAUAAAAAACAAUGAAAUAACUGCAAAUAUAAAAUUGAGUUUGAGAAUAAAAUCAUUUAAAAAUAGUAACAAUAUGCCAAAUCCUUUACGCCAAAGCUGUUUAGAGAAACUGUAUACAGCCUUCAGUAAUCAUUAUUCAUCUGAAGAAGCAAUUGAUAAAGCUCAUACAACUGAAGAAGAAGUUCACAGUAAAGCAAAAUCAUCUGGAAUUUAUAGAAACCUUAUUGUUCAAUCUUUAAUGAAAGCCAAUAAAUCACCUCAAUUACAAGUUAAAAGUAAUCCCUAUUAUCCUUCACAUAUGUAUGGUAUUUGUCUGUAUGAAUUAUUAAAGAAAUAUAUUCUAACGAAAGAUGAUUUGGAAAAAAACGGUUAUCCACUAAUGGAUGAUAAUAAAUUGGUGUAUAUUUCCAAAAAUGCUUAUUAUUACCGACCACUUUCUAAAAAACGCAAUGGUGAUAAAUUUGUAUGCAUGAAUUGUAGAAGUGAGUUUGAAGUUGAUAAGCGUGGUAUGCCUAUAGUUACUUUAACCAAAUGCAUUUAUCAUUCAGGCAAGUUGAAGUUUGAAAGAGCAAAAAAUGAAAAAUUUUGGAUGUGUUGCUACAAAAGACAACACGAAUCUGGUUGUGAAUCAAGUAUUUAUCACAUGCCUGAUAAGUUUGAUGAAGAUGCCUUGGAAAAUUUUGUUGUGACUAAAAGUAAAAAAUCUGACAAAAAAGUUGAAAUACCUAAUUUUUAUGCUCUAGAUUGUGAAAUGGUCAAUACAACAUUUGGUAUUGAAAUUGUUAGAGUCACAGUCAUCAAUCACGAAGGAGAAGAAGUGUAUGAAUCCAAAGUGAAACCUUUUAAUACUAUACUUGAUUAUAAAUCUAAGUAUAGUGGAAUAACUGAGGAAUCAUUAAGAUAUUGUACAAAGAGAUUGUCUGAUGUUCAACAAGAUUUAUUGAAAAUGUUUGAUAAAGAUUCAAUUUUAAUUGGUCAUAGUUUAGAAAGUGAUUUAAAAGCGUUAAAAAUGGUUCAUUGUAAUGUAGUAGAUACCAGUAUAAUGUAUCCCCAUAAAUAUGGUCCUCCUUAUAAGUGGGGUUUGAAGUUAUUGGCUGAACAGCAUUUACAAAGAAUUAUUCAAAGUGAGGAGGGCCAUGACAGCAAGGAAGAUGCUUUAGCUUCAUUGGAUUUAGUUUGGAAGAAGUUAAAAGAGGAUGUGAAAAAAUUCAAGCCAAUUAAUAUAAUUAGUAUAGAUAAAAGGUAGUUGGUGAGAUUCACUAAAUUUGUUCAUAUAAUGCAUUUGACAUUAAAUGUGGCCUUAAAAAUAAUAUGAUCUCAAUAUAAUUUAUUUUUAUAUAAAAAUAUAUAAUACAUUUGAGCAAUAACAUAAAG
Rhopalosiphum maidis (corn leaf aphid) is the source of this 3104-nucleotide messenger RNA. Its product is annotated as RNA exonuclease 1 homolog. Gene Ontology annotation, cellular component: nucleus. NCBI's taxonomy places the organism in Eukaryota, Metazoa, Arthropoda, Insecta, Hemiptera, Aphididae. The record is from RefSeq and is a predicted model, not a curated record. Gene Ontology annotation, molecular function: exonuclease activity; nucleic acid binding. Bases 466 to 2976 code for a protein of 836 amino acids. The transcript has a single exon.